AUGGCUUUGCAAAAUAUUGGUGCUGGCAACAAAGAUGAUGCCUUCUACAGGUACAAGAUGCCCAAGAUGAUAACCAAGAUCGAGGGCCGUGGCAACGGAAUCAAGACCAACGUGGUCAACAUGGUUGACAUCGCCAAGGCCCUCGGUAGGCCUGCUUCUUACACGACUAAGUACUUUGGCUGCGAGCUUGGGGCCCAGUCCAAGUUUGAUGAGAAGACUGGCACUUCCCAUGUCAAUGGUGCCCACGAUACAUCCAAGCUGGCGGCCCUCCUCGAAAACUUCAUCAAGAAAUUUGUUCAGUGCUACGGGUGUGGGAACCCGGAGACUGAGAUCAUCAUCACAAAGUCUCAAAUGAUCAACCUUAAGUGUGCGGCCUGCGGCUUCAUCUCGGAGGUUGAUAUGCGGGACAAGCUGACAACCUUCAUUAUCAAAAACCCGCCCGAGUCGAAGAAAGGGUCCAAGGACAAGAAGGCAAUGAGGAGAGCCGAGAAGGAGCGUCUCAAGGAGGGUGAGGCUGCUGAUGAGGAGCAGAAGAAGCUGAAGAAGGAGGCUGCGGGGAAGAAGAAGGGAGGCUCAAAGGAGAAAGUGGUGGGCAAGAAGAAGUCCCCUCACUCGGAUGAGGACCGAUCUCCACCUCGUAGCCAGGUGGAUGAGCAAGAUGUGGCACCAGCUGGCGGUGAUGAGGACAGCGAUGAUGGUGAGUGGCAAACGGACACCUCGGAGGUAGCUGUGAAGAAGGUUCUGCAGGAGCAGCUGAAUGCCGUGACAGCUGGGAUGGUCAUGCUCUCGACUGAUGAGGAAAAGAAGCCGAAGUCCAGCAACCCAAAGGCCAAUGGGCAAGCAAAUGGUGUUAAAGCCAAAGCCAAUGGAGAUACUCGCGACUUGAUUAAGGAGUUUGUGAAGAAGGGCUCUCUUGCUAGUCAGCUGAAGCCCUUUUUGGAGUCUCUUUCUGGGGACAAGCAGGAGAUUGUUGAUGCGGUGUUUGAGGCCCUCUUUGAGGGAGUUGGUAAAGGCUUCUCUAAGGAGGCUGUGAAGAAGAAGAAAUAUCUAGCGGCUUUAGCUCAAGAAGAGGGUUCACAACCCAUGUUGCUCCACGCUAUUGAGAGUUUUUGUGGGAAGGCUAGCCCAGAGGCUGUGAAGGAAGUGGCUCUGGUCCUGAAGGCUUUGUACGAUGAUGAUGUGCUUGAAGAGGAGUUUAUAGUGGGGUGGUAUGAGAAAGGGCUGAAGGGCGGGAAUAAAGGGUCACCUAUCUGGAAGAAUGUGAAGCCGUUUGUGGAGUGGCUGCAAAGUGCGGAGUCCGAGUCUGAGGAGGAGUAA
Messenger RNA from Striga hermonthica, 1317 nucleotides. The record is from the annotation of a GenBank genome assembly. NCBI's taxonomy places the organism in Eukaryota, Viridiplantae, Streptophyta, Magnoliopsida, Lamiales, Orobanchaceae.